Messenger RNA from Malurus melanocephalus (red-backed fairy wren), 1182 nucleotides. Its product is annotated as gastric triacylglycerol lipase-like. Gene Ontology annotation, biological process: lipid metabolic process. Gene Ontology annotation, molecular function: hydrolase activity, acting on ester bonds. The record is from RefSeq and is a predicted model, not a curated record. The transcript is spliced from 9 exons. Bases 1 to 1182 code for a protein of 393 amino acids. NCBI's taxonomy places the organism in Eukaryota, Metazoa, Chordata, Aves, Passeriformes, Maluridae.
AUGUGGCUGGCUCUAGCUCUGGUGUCCAUACUCCACGGGGUGACCUCCGGGCAAUGCCCCUUGAAUUUCCCAUUUUCUAAGAAUCCAGAGGCCGGGAUGAACAUCAGUGAAAUAAUCUCCUUCUGGGGGUAUCCCAGUGAGGAGUAUGACGUGGUGACCGAGGAUGGCUACAUCCUGCAGCUGAACAGAAUUCCUCAYGGGAGAGAGAACGCUGGCUGCCAAGGACCAAGGCCCGUGGUGCUUCUGCAGCAUGGGAUUCUUUCAGAAGGCAGCAUCUGGCUCAGCAACUUGGCCAACAGCAGCCUGGGCUUCAUCCUGGCGGAUGCUGGCUACGAUGUGUGGCUAGGGAACAGCAGGGGGAACACCUGGUCCAAGAGACACCUGGUCCUGUCUCCCAAACAGGAUGAAUUCUGGGCUUUCAGCUUCGAUGAGAUGGCCAGAUAUGAUCUCCCAGCAAUGAUCAACUUCAUYGAGCAGAAAACAGGGCAGAAGCAGCUGUAUUACAUCGGCCAUUCCCAAGGCACCACUAUCGGUUUUAUAGCCUUUUCCACUAUGCCUCAGCUGGCUCGGAAAAUCAAGGUGUUCCUGGCCCUGGCACCGGUGACCACGGUGAUAUUUGCUCGGAGCCCCUUCAGAAAGCUGACAAUCUUUUCUGAGUCUGGGCUUAAGGAAAUAUUCGGCACCAGGGAUUUCCUGCCGCACACACCCCUGGGAGAGCUGCUCCUCUCCCGGUUCUGCGUCUGCUCCAAGAUCUGCAAGAGCGCCUUGGCSAUGGUUUUCGGGUUUAACUGGAAGAACACAAACAUGAGCCGGAUCGAUGUGUUCGCGGGACACACCCCGGCGGGCUCCUCGGUGAGGAACAUCAUCCACUGGCUGCAGGGAGUCCAGAGCGGRGCACUGAGAGCUUUUGACGGGGGGCUCAUGUACAACAACCUUCGCUACAGACAGACGGGGCCGCCGCAGUACGACGUGGGGAGCAUGGAGGUGCCGAUGGCCGUGUGGAACGCGGGGCAGGACUGUCUGUCUGACCCCAGGGACACCGCCCUGCUCCUGCCCCAGCUCAGGAACCUGGUGCACCACAAGUUCAUCCCUCAGUGGAACCACCUGGAUUUCAUGCUGGGCCUCGACGCCACCGAGGUUUUGUACCGGGAGAUCCUCGAUGUCAUGAAGAAGCAUCCGUAA